CCAGUAUUAAGCUUAAUUUGACAAGUCCCGAUUGUGCUGAAAAGUUGAUCCCCCCCUGCAAUUCUUCUGUCACGGAAACUCAUUUCCGGCACUAUUUUAUCGGUAGAAGUGGAUACAAUAGACCGACGCAUAUAUAAACAGAGUCGAAGUUCUGCAAUAUACUACGCCAUGAGAAAUGCAGUCGCAAGCAGAUGUUCUGUCUGCGUACUUUUGCUACUACGUCUCUAUAGUGCUUCUAGUGUCGUUCUCGAUAACCAGGAAAAUCUCGUUUAGAAUGCUUGCCAAGACCGUUGCCGUUGCGCUCAUCGCUGCUGCAGUGUCUGCUGCUGUUCCAUCCGGCUAUGAACACGCACCUAACUCAGUUUUCAACUGGUCCCACCCGGUCGACGGAGAUGAUGCACUUGUAGCCAGCUCUCUGACCGUGUUGCAAAGCAUCGACAAUUCCACCGACGUCGAUUCGUGCGAGAAGUGCAAGAGCAGACUCUUGUACGGUAAGGCCAUUGCUAUAUCCAGACCAGACUUGAUCCCAACCAUCUUCGAGCAAUGGUGUCUUAACACUGGUAACUUCUCUGCUACCACAUGCGCCACCAACUACCACAGAAAUACGGCCGACAACUCUACCACAGGGUCUAAUUUUGCAGACUUGUUGACAUUGAUUGAUCCUCUUUCUAUCGACGCAGAAUACUGGUGUGCGUACAAGGCAGGAGGUCAGUGUAAGGCCCCUGAGCUCCCACAGAACCUUUCCAUCGCCCACCUUUGGAACAACACCAAGCCCGACAAGGCCUACAAUGUCUUGACCCCUGGAAGUGACAUCAUGAAAAUCUUGCACAUUUCAGAUUUCCAUAUCGAGCUGGACUACACUGUUGGUGCUGAAGCUAACUGUACCACCUCCAUGUGUUGUACUCCUCACUCAAAGGCUGCCAAGAAUGCUGUCUCUGCAAACCAAACUUCGAUUGAUGACUUGUACACUGCUCUGUUCAAGGGCUCCUACUACGACUUGGACGGUACCUAUCACAAGGGUGAGAAAAUCACUGCCUUGCACAACAUCUCUGUUCCUGCAACCACCUUUGGUAACUACGAAUGUGAUGCGCCUGAAGUUUUGAUUAACUCUUCUCUUCACUCUAUCGCAGAUUUCCAAAUCAGCAACAACAUCUCCUUUGAUUUUGCUAUUUUCACUGGUGAUUUGGUUGAUCAUGAUGAAAUCAAGUACACUUCAUACGAGCAAUGUAUUGAAGCGGAAACCGUCAUUUUCAAUGAUAUCAAGAACGUCUUUGAUUUGAUGCCAAUCUACCCGGUCUUAGGUAACCAUGACACAUUCCCAUACGGCCAGUUGGCCCCACAAAAAUCUGGUUUCCAAUCUAAAUUUGACUGGAAUGCAGACUUGAUGGCUGAUUUGUGGAUGGAUUACGACUGGAUUGACAUUGACGAAGCCCAAGAGGCCAAAACUCAUUAUACCGGAUAUUCUGUCAACACCAAGUCUGGCUUGAAGGUUAUUGCGUUCAACUCUAAUGCAUGGUACCAAAAGAAUGAAUAUGCGUACAUCAACACUGUUGAAGAUCCUGACUAUUUUGGAACUUUUGAAUUCUUAGUCAACGAGUUGUUGGAAUCCGAGGCAAAGGAUCAGAGAGUCUGGAUUAUUUUCCACAUCCCCGUUUCUCAAACAAUGCUCCCACCACAGGCAAAGCUAUUCACUGAAUUGGUUGAAAGAUUUUCUCCUUACACUAUUGCCCACAUCUUUAACGGUCACACCCACAGAGAUGAAUUCCAAAUUCUAUACCAAAACAACAACGGUACCGUUGAAUCGAAGAAAGAAUCCGAGCUUAUUAACUUUACCUGGAUCACUCAAGCUGUUACUCCAUGGGUAGAAAACAACCCAGCUUGGAGAUACUAUGAGAUUGACACAGAAACUUUCCAAGUUAUGGAUGUCCACAACUACUACACUAGGUUGAACGAGACUUUCACAACCGAGGCUGAACCGGUCUGGGAAUACUUGUAUUCUCCAAGAGACGCCUAUCCUGUUGAAUGGCCAAAAACCUCUCCUUUGAAUGCUACCUACUGGCAUAGGGUUUACCAAAGUAUGUUGAGCGAUGUUUCGGUCUUGCAAACGUAUGAGGGUAAUGCCAAAAGAUGGUCCCCAUACACCUCAAAUUGCGAUGCAAAUGGGGUGUGUGAUUGGGAUCUUUGUUACGUUUCUUCAUUUACCGAUGAUGAAUACGAGACUUGUAUCAAACACUACAAAUAUGUGAGUCAAAAUUAGUUACUAGCUAUCUGAGAUAGCAAAUAGUUAUUCCUUUCCGUUCAUGUUCGUUUUGAGAUUUUUUUUCUUGUUGCUGAUAUCCCUGUCCAAUUCUACUUUUUAGACCGUUGAUUU
Messenger RNA from Pichia membranifaciens NRRL Y-2026, 2371 nucleotides. RefSeq lists its product as hypothetical. The transcript has a single exon. The record is from RefSeq and is a predicted model, not a curated record. Lineage: Eukaryota; Fungi; Ascomycota; Pichiomycetes; Pichiales; Pichiaceae. The coding region runs from base 176 to 2257 and encodes 693 amino acids. Gene Ontology annotation, molecular function: hydrolase activity.